AUGCCAUACCAAGUGCAGAUCAGAUUCGUAUAACGACAUCCUUGAAAAGCCAAAGAGGAUCAGUGUGGACAAAAAACAAGUCAAUAUUUGAACACUGGGAAGUCGAAGUGACCUUUCGAGUUACAGGAAGAGGCCGCAUUGGAGCUGAUGGAUUGGCAAUCUGGUUUACAGAAGAGCAAGGCUUGGAAGGCCCUGUUUUUGGGGCAGCCGAUAAGUGGAAUGGUGUUGGGAUUUUCUUCGACUCCUUUGACAAUGAUGGAAAGAAAAACAAUCCUGGAGUGAUCGUUGUAGGCAACAAUGGAAAACUUCUGUAUGACCAUCAGAAUGAUGGUUCCACGCAAGCGUUGGCAUCCUGUCAGAGGGACUUCCGCAACAAGCCCUAUCCUGUCCGAGUAAAGAUAACGUACUACCAGAAAGCAUUGACUGUACUAAUUAACAAUGGCUUUACUCCGGAUAAAGAAGACUAUGAAUUUUGUGCGAAGGUGGAAGAUAUGGUGUUGCCAUCACAAGGAUAUUUUGGCAUAUCUGCAGCAACAGGAGGACUUGCAGAUGAUCACGAUGUCCUGUCUUUUCUGACCUUCCAGUUGACCGAGCCUGGGAAGGAAGUACCAACUCCAGAUGCAGAAAUUCCUCAAAAAGAUAAAGAGAAGUAUCAAGAAGAGUUUGAACACUUUCAGCAAGAACUGGAUAAAAAGAAAGAAGAAUUUCAAAAGGAGCAUCCUGAUGUGCAAGGGCAGCCAGCGGAUGAUCUUUUUGAGACCGUCGGUGAUCGAGAACUGAGGCAAAUCUUUGAGGGGCAGAAUCGAAUUCAUCUUGAAAUCAAGCAGCUUAACAGGCAGUUGGACAUGAUUCUGGACGAGCAGAGGAGAUACGUCUCUGCAGUCACGGAUGAGAUCGCUAAAAGAGGAGCUGGUUUUCCAGGUCAACAAGGACAGGUUUCCCAGCAAGAGAUUGAGACGGUUGUGAAAACUCAAGAAGAGGUCAUUAGACAAGUAAAUGAAAUAAGGAAUUCCGUGGCUGAAGCUGUGAGGUCCAUCAGCGCAGCUCAGCAUCCUGGCGCUGCUGCAGGGGGCUAUGACACAACCCAGCACUUCAACGACAUCAAAGAGCACCUUCAUGUCGUCAAGAGGGACAUUGAGCAUUUAGUGCAACGAAAUACGCCAUCUAAUGAGAAAUCCAAGUGUCCAGACUUGCCACCAUUUCCAUCGUGCUUAUCUACAAUGCACUUCUUCAUAUUUGUAGCGGUGCAAACAGUGUUAUUCAUUGGUUAUAUCAUGUAUAGGAGUCAACAAGAAGCAGCAGCCAAAAAGUUCUUUUGAUGACCUUUUCCUUUUGUGCGUACAUAACGGCUUUAUGUAUGCACAGAAAAUGAUACCUUUCUGUAAAUGAGGGAAAUUUUAGUGUUUGAUAUAUUUCAAUAUUGUAAAUUAUUGAAUUUUGUUAAACAAAAUGAGUUCUCACUUAAACUGUUGAUGCUAAAGUUAAAAACAGACUGUGGUGCAGCGGAGCAAACUCUGG
Messenger RNA from Mesitornis unicolor (brown roatelo), 1518 nucleotides. It is a transcript of the gene LMAN1, whose product is annotated as lectin, mannose-binding, 1. The record is from RefSeq and is a predicted model, not a curated record. NCBI's taxonomy places the organism in Eukaryota, Metazoa, Chordata, Aves, Mesitornithiformes, Mesitornithidae. The annotation marks the transcript as partial. Gene Ontology annotation, biological process: Golgi organization; endoplasmic reticulum organization; endoplasmic reticulum to Golgi vesicle-mediated transport. Gene Ontology annotation, molecular function: D-mannose binding. The transcript is spliced from 12 exons. Gene Ontology annotation, cellular component: Golgi membrane; endoplasmic reticulum-Golgi intermediate compartment; COPII-coated ER to Golgi transport vesicle.